AUGAUUUUUCUUGCGGUUACCUAUAAAGCAUUUAUUCAAUCUCCGCUCUAUCACUUUGGAGUAUCAUAUGACAUCAAUCUCGAAAUGCAAAUAAUUAUAGGUGGACUUGGACCAGAGAGACUACCAUUUUUGCCUGAUUCUCCUUGCAAUAAGAUUUUGGAUACUGAGGUAGAGGAAGAACCAUGUGGUCUGAAAAAAUGGUCCCAACCAAAAUCACAUGACAUGAAAACCGUGACAAAUUUGUCACGAUCAGACAAUGUAUCUUCUGUAGUAUCUGAAUUAGAGCGAGAUAAUGAAAUUGAUGAGGUUGAUACCAGUCAAAUCGUAGAACAAGGUCUAAUGCAAGAAUUGUCUCAGAAUACCCCCGACAUUGAAAUUAAUAAAUCUUAUAUUCAAAACUUGGAUAACUUGACCUCAGCACAAAGUUUAUCAUAUUUGUUUGAUAAAGCGGUUGUAAAGAGUCAAGAAGAAAUUUUACGCUGGUAUUAUUAUUCCCUUGAGUUUGAAAAUAGAGUUAAAAUACCACCUACCUCUAAACCCAAGGAGGAUUUACUGGAAACCAAGAAGACCUUAUCUGAAAAACAAAAUAAUCCAGUUCACACCCAUGCUAAUUUUCGCAACAAAACAUUGGAGCAAUAUCCCAACUUAUAUUAUGAAUAUAGGAGCAAAAAAAAUAUUGAUUAUUAUGGGGUUAAUGCUGAAUUGCCAUGUCCAAUAUGCAAGUUAAAUCACAAGAAUGAGGAUGGUAUAAAUGGAGAAUAUAAAGAUGGAUCUUAUUAUAUUAAAUGUGAAGCAUCUGGAAUCGGCAUUAUUAUACUAGCUUCGAAAUAA
Diversispora eburnea is the source of this 831-nucleotide messenger RNA. The record is from the annotation of a GenBank genome assembly. Lineage: Eukaryota; Fungi; Glomeromycota; Glomeromycetes; Diversisporales; Diversisporaceae.